AUGACCACACCCAGUGAAGACCUUUCACGCAAGGAGGCAGAGGCCGAGGCCCCGCCCGUUACUGCUGCCCCCCAGCCGCCCCAGUUCCCUGAAGGAGGCCUCCAGGCGUGGCUCACCGUCUUGGGAGGGGCAUGUCUCCUGUUCACGACGUUCGGCGCCGUGCAGUCGUUUGGCGUAUACCAGGAGUACUAUGAGUUGACGUACCUCAAAGGGUACACGUCGUCGGACAUAUCGUGGAUAGGUUCCAUGCAGGUGUUCUUGUUGUUCGCCGGCGGUCUGCCCGCCGGCAAGCUCUUUGACGAGGGAUACUUUCACCACCUGAUUGGCUUCGGGUCGGUCCUUUACCUCUUCUCAAUCUUCAUGUUGUCGCUGGCAAAUGAGCAUAAAUAUUAUCAAAUCUUCCUGGCGCAAGGUGUCGGCAUGGGCCUCGCUAUGGGCUGUCUCUUCCUGCCCGCUGUCUCGAUCACGUCCCAUUACUUCCGCCGGAAAAGAACGGCGGCGAUGGGCGUCGUCCUUGCAGGGUCAUCGCUCGGCGCAGUCAUUUACCCUAUUAUGCUCAACAACCUGUUCACCAAGAUCGGUUUUGGCUGGGGCGUCCGUGCGGCGGCCUUCAUGGACAUGGGUCUUUUGGCGCUCGCGAACGUGAUUAUGAAGACGCGUCUACCCGCGCGCAAGGACCGUCCGAACAGCAAGCCCGUGGACGUCAAGUCUAUAUUGACGGACGGUCCAUACUGGAUGUGUGUCAUUAGUGCUGCCCUUGUCUUUUGGGGCCUUUUCUUCCCUUUCUUCUAUCUCCAGCUCUUCGCGGAGCUCCACGGACUGAGCCAGAAGAUGUCGUUCUACGCCAUCCCGAUCAUGAACGCAUCUUCGCUCUUCGGAAGGACGCUGCCUAACUUUCUGGCCGACGUCAUUGGUCCGUUCAAUGUUAUGAUUCCGUGCACCAUCAUUUCUGGUGGGAUCAUGUGGCUGAUUUUCUCUGCGACGACCGUCGGUGGGACGGUCGCGUUUGGGAUCCUGUACGGAUUCUUCUCAGGAGGAUUCAUCUCCAUUAUCACCCCCGCCGUUGCGUCUUUCUCUCAGGGCGUUGAAGAGAUUGGCAUGCGCAUCGGCUUUGCGUCUUUUGUGAUCGGCUUCGCGCUGCUCACGGGCACGCCGAUUGCGGGCGCUCUCGUGCAAAACGGCAAGACGUAUGUGUGGUACCGGCCGCUCAUCUUCGCGUCUGUCGUUGUGCUCGUUGGCGCGGCGUUCUCGAUCUAUUCGCGACACCUUCUCGCGAAGCGAAAGGGGACGAAAUACGUUUAA
This is a messenger RNA of Coniophora puteana RWD-64-598 SS2, 1302 nucleotides long. RefSeq names its product MFS general substrate transporter. NCBI's taxonomy places the organism in Eukaryota, Fungi, Basidiomycota, Agaricomycetes, Boletales, Coniophoraceae. The coding region runs from base 1 to 1302 and encodes 433 amino acids. Gene Ontology annotation, cellular component: fungal-type vacuole membrane. The transcript has 11 exons. Gene Ontology annotation, biological process: transmembrane transport. Gene Ontology annotation, molecular function: transmembrane transporter activity. The record is from RefSeq and is a predicted model, not a curated record.